ACUGCCGGGCAUGAGUUAGACUUCUCGCCUGCUGUUCAGACACAAAGCAACGAGAAAUUCAAUUCGAAUCCGAAUGUCAUGUCAGAGGUACACCUUCCUCCCGGAUGGUGGACCGUUUACUAAGGCCUAAUUCGAUUAACUAUCCCGAAUCACCAUGGACCCCACAGCAAGCUAGAUUGAUGCUCUCACUACGGAAAUUCGAUCUGGCCCCAUUCCAGCUCAAAGGUCAUUAGUUGGCCAAGCCGAUCGUGCACUUGACCGGACAUUGCUGCCGUUGAAUUACGGCUCAAGAAUGGAGUGGGGCUCAGCCUUGUUCCAUCAAACCAGCGCUACAGUACAAUAUUAGCGAGCUUUCGCCACUAAUCAACGUGGAGUGGGGAAAUGACUUCAAGAAGUUCCCUUCUGUCGAACGCACGGCUCUUCUAUCGGCGAGGAUCCCCCAAUCUCAUCCCUAGAAGCUCCUUGCCACACCAUGGCAGAGUUUUUGUUCAUCGACUAUCAUGAUGACAACCCGCAGAACCGCUCAGUUACGAAAAAGAAAUACAGGUUCGCGCAAAAGACUAGCCACCGCAAACAGCGCCUUGCGGCGGUAGGAAGGCUAAAGUCUUCAUCACUUGUCCUUCGCCAACGCCUUCCAUUGCCAUAUGUCUCUGAAUCGGGCAGGGCCGAGCUAGGCAGGGCUGAGAAAGGCCCUCACGAUGGGUCAGAAUUAGGUGCAGCGACAACUGGCCUAGAGACCCAACAUGCUUACCAGAUUAUCCCGGUGGCAAGCUUCGGGUCCCCCAAAACACUGCUAGGUCAUGGGUUUGUAGACCCAUUCUCUACAACCCCAAUUCCAAUGACUGAAUUCAUGAACUCCUACUUCCAUCAAUUGCGACAUUUCACGAUUCCCGGCGCUUACCCCCUUGAUAAGUCACGCAUGAGUGCAUGGUGGUGGCAGCAGGGACUUUCUCAACCAGUAAUUCAAUUAGCACUACUUGUCUCAGCCGCAGGCCACCAAACUGCAAUGCAUGCUCUUAACGACACUCCAUCGAAAUAUGCACAGCAAUCAAUCAAGGAAUACCUUCGCCUUCAAGGAAGUACGAUAAGGGUUUUGAAUGGUCUUCUUCGGGACCCAGCCGCGGCCAAGUCGGCCGUCCUCAUUGUUGGUUCGCUCAGGGCAAUCGAGGCGAUCGAAGGCAAUAUCGAAGCUGUUGCGGCACAUACAAAAGGUCUGGAUGUUUUGAUCCAGCUCAACGGUGGCCUUGAAGUGCUGGAUCACAUGGUCCUAUCUAAAAUCUACCAUGGCGAUAUUAUGAGAGCAGCUCUGACAAAUACGAGACCUGCCUUACCCUUGAUAGCAAGCUGGCGCAACGAGAUCUUACAAGAGAUGAAGGUGUUUUAUUCAAAUAGCAACUUCAUGGCGCACUUGGAUGAGAGAUUCAAAGAGAAUGCCUCUCGUUUAUCACUACUCGGGACUUCAUUCUUCGCAGCACCUUGGUAUCAGGGUCUAGAGGAUAGUAUGAAGAAGCUCCUUCAUAUGUUCCAACGCUCGAUUCAAUACUACGAGGUUGCAUGCCUCCGGCCCUCAAUCAUUGUGCGAACAGAUAAUGAUCUGUUUGUACUUCUUGAGCACCAGCUUAUCUCUAUUCGCUACGCCCCCAACCCUUCCGCUUCGUCUAUGGUCUCGAGUCUUUUGAACGAACCUCUCCGCAUCACUCUCUUCAUUUACCUAAACAUGUGUGUGUGGACUUUCCAGGUCUUCCCAGUCAUGCAGUAUAUGGUGAAUCCUUUACGACAAAAUCUACUCUCCGCCGUACCAAUUCCAACCCUGACACACAUCAAACACAAGGCUCCCGAUGUACUUUUUUGGAUGCUGUUCAUCGGCAGUAUGGCAUCACGGGGCCAUGAUGGGCAUUGGUGGUUCGUUGCACAACUGGUUGAAUUGACGUUGCAUUUGGGAAUCCAUGAUUGGGGCGCAGCGCGGGAAAUUCUGGGCGGGUUCUUUUACACGGAUCAAUCCGGCCAACUAGGAGGUGAGGAGCUCUGGGAACAGGUGAUUAGGCUUGAGCAGUUGAGGCUACGUAGUACGAGUAAUGCCGAAUAUGGUCUGCGCUCUAGUCAGAACGAUGUACAUUAGUCAAGCUCAAGCUUUUUCAUCCAGUUUGCUCGUCAUCAACCAGGUUCACAGAGC
This is a messenger RNA of Penicillium subrubescens, 2173 nucleotides long. RefSeq lists its product as uncharacterized. The record is from RefSeq and is a predicted model, not a curated record. Lineage: Eukaryota; Fungi; Ascomycota; Eurotiomycetes; Eurotiales; Aspergillaceae. The transcript has 6 exons. The coding region runs from base 473 to 2119 and encodes 548 amino acids.